Pelmatolapia mariae (spotted tilapia) is the source of this 2582-nucleotide messenger RNA. RefSeq names its product protein Wnt-2b-A. The transcript is spliced from 5 exons. The record is from RefSeq and is a predicted model, not a curated record. Gene Ontology annotation, biological process: neuron differentiation; cell fate commitment; canonical Wnt signaling pathway. Gene Ontology annotation, cellular component: extracellular region. Gene Ontology annotation, molecular function: cytokine activity; frizzled binding. Lineage: Eukaryota; Metazoa; Chordata; Actinopteri; Cichliformes; Cichlidae. Bases 447 to 1625 code for a protein of 392 amino acids.
GCAAGCAUCCGACCCAGCACACAGCCGACAGAACCGAAGUCUCUCGUCUGAAAACACUUGGCUCCAGCUCUGAUUCGGACCCUACUUUUGCCCCUGAACCAAGUUAAAAACAAAACAAACAAACAAAACGAAAACAAGGAUAAGUGUUUGUGCGGGAACUAACUACCGACACUUGUUGUUCGCCUCUCCAGAUAAACCUCCAGUUGGCAUCCAGAAGCUCUCAGUGGAGAGUCUGGUGCGCACAUGGCACCGACAACGCGCUCCUCUCUUUGCUGACAGCCGCGCUACAUGAAGCCACACAUUGGAUAAUGAGGCCUCCCUGCUGUGCGGCUACUCUCACACCUAACAAUAUCAAGUGAAGUUUGGAGUUUCUCCUGAGAUUUGAUUUUUUUUUUUUUGUGGUCUUUUUUUGGUACAUCUUGGGCUAAAAAAAGUGAGGAAAAGUCAUGUUGGGGUUAAACAGGAUUCCCAGUCUCCGUGCAGCUCAGAUUCAGCGCUGUGGUUCGCCGGCGGGAGCUAGACUCUCGCCCCGAUCUUCUUCAUGCCAGAACGCCGGUGCCAGUUCGAGGAUUUAUUGCGCGUGUCUGCUGUUGCUGCUGCUUGUGACGCCUCGGGUGGACUCCUCAUGGUGGUAUAUCGGCGCACUCGGUGCCCGUGUAAUCUGUGACAACAUCCCCGGCCUGGUGAACAAGCAGCGGCAGCUUUGCCAACGCCACCCUGACAUCAUGCAGGCAAUUGGGGAGGGAACCAAAGAGUGGAUCAGAGAGUGCCAGCACCAGUUCAGACACCAUCGAUGGAACUGCAGCACACUGGACCGUGACCACACUGUCUUUGGACGUGUCCUGCUGAGGAGCAGCCGUGAAGCAGCAUUCGUCUAUGCCAUCUCCUCAGCAGGAGUAGUCUACGCGCUCACUCGAGCCUGCAGCCAGGGGGAGCUGAGGACGUGCAACUGUGACCCACACAAACGCGGACGAGAUAAAGAUGAUAGAGGAGAGUUUGACUGGGGUGGCUGUAGCGAUAACAUCAACUACGGGAUAAAAUUUGCCAAAACCUUCAUAGAUGCCAAAGAGACAACGGUCCGAGAUGCUCGGGCACUCAUGAACCUACACAACAACCGCUGUGGCAGAACGGCGGUGAAGCGCUUCAUGAAGCUGGAGUGUAAAUGUCAUGGAGUGAGCGGCUCUUGUACGCUACGGACAUGCUGGAAUGCUAUGUCAGACUUCAGGAAGACAGGUGACUACCUGAGGAGAAAAUACAACGGGGCUAUCGAGGUGAUGAUGAAUCAAGAUGGGACAGGUCUCACUGUAGCUAACAAGGACUUCAGGAAGCCUACCAAAAAUGACCUGGUGUACUUUGAGAGCUCUCCGGAUUACUGCCUGCAAGACAAAGCAGCAGGUUCCCUGGGCACAGCCGGACGGGUCUGCAAUAAGACAUCGCGUGGCACAGACGGCUGCGAGGUUAUGUGCUGUGGGCGUGGCUACGACACCACGAGAGUCAAGCAAAUCACCAAAUGCGAGUGCAAGUUCAAGUGGUGCUGCUCUGUGGAGUGUAAGGACUGUGAGGAAGCUGUAGACAUACACACAUGCAAGGCUCCCAAACGAGCUGAAUGGCUGGACCAGACCUGAGGACACGCCCCCUACGAUCCCUGCAAUGCAACCCCGCCCCUUUCCCCAGUGCAGGAUAUCCUGUGGAACACGGCAUUCUGGGAAAGUUUGUCCAAAAGUGCUCUGCAUCUCCGCCUUCCUCUCCCUUCCCCGCAACCUCGACUCAAUGCAUGGCUUUUCUACCUGUCUCUGUGAAAGCACUAGAAUUCAGUACCCGUCAAUAUGAAUUAAUACCCAUUAGCCCCUGUUUGUGAACGGCCCUGUGACUGAACUGCUGGGAUCAGAUGAACAGUGAUACCAGUGAUACCACCUUUGGGGUUCAGGUGGAUUAGGCUUUCACUGAAGAUUCAGUUCUUGGGUUAAAAUGGUUUGCUGCUUUCAUGAUGCUUUAAAGACUAAUUUUUACAUUAACUGAGCCUUCAGACAUAUCCAGUAUUAUUACAACAACAUCAUAUACUCACAUAACGUUGCUUCAUUUUGGGGGAAACACACUUUUACCUAAAAAAGAAAACAAAAAAAAGAAUACUAGGUUGGACUUGGUAAGUGCAAUUUGAGUGGACAUCUGAGUGUAAGUUUGGCUGUGUGUGGCCAAACAGUCCAAACAGAGGACUAACAGAGGACAGAGAAAUAGACAUUGUGUUAUUGGAACUUUGAAUGCGACUGCAAAAACAAAAAAAAAGAAGAAGAAGAAGAAGAAGGAAAAAAAGCUGUUUAAAGCGAUUUAUUUAAGCUGUAAAGUGUUGUUUCGUUUCUCUUUCGAGGAAGAUGCUGCACUACAUUGGCUGACAAAAGGAGAGAGAAGAGCACUCCCAUUACUGUGAUUAUCUGGUGUACUCCAGUUUUCAGCAUGCUGCUGAGAAGAAGAUGAAGAAAACCAAGGCCUUGAUGGCUAUUCAGUCACACCAAACCAUAACAUCAGACAGAUUUCACUUCUUUGCUCUUCAUCUUGCUUGUAUAACAUUGUGUAUAUUGCCUUAU